AUGGAUGCAACUAGAGUUCCACCAAAUUCUGCUCAGGAUAAAAAGUUCUGGGAGCAAGAAACGCAAGAGAUGACAAGCAGCCUUCUACAACAUGAUCUCACAAUUACCAGCGACAUGAACGUGAUAAGGUUCCAAAAAAGAAUUACUGGAGCGCUCAGUGUUCUCAUGGACUAUCCAACCAGAGUCCCAUAUCCCGAAUUCGAAAAACUAAGCCGAGAGGAACAGCCAAUGGUUACACAAUUCUACACAUUGAUGCGAACAACAAACCUUCAGGUACUUGUUGAUGUUGUGAUGCAAGCCACUCUGUCGCAUGUCAAACACACACUAGGAAUGGAGCAGCCAACUUUUGAAGACCUCUUAGCCAUGCCACUUCCAACAGAAGCCGACAAGAAGCUGUGGCUGGUAUAUUUUGACGGAACCGAAAGAAGAGAUGUCAUUGAGAUUCAAGAGGGUGCCCACGAAUCUGGGACAAUUGUUCGACGUGGUAAAUACGUUGGGUCUUCGGUGGAUAAUCGUGGUGGUGGUGUGAGGCUGGCAAAGCAUGAACGCGCUGCAGUAUCGAAGCAAAGCAGUGAAAAAAAGCAGCGCCACCAUGAAGAGCUUUGUCGACCAGGAUGCAAAGCCAACCUUCGGGUUUUAGCUAUCUUUCAUCAUAAUGUUGUUGAGAGGCCUUACAUUGGACUCCUCGAAACAUUGUUUGUGGCGUUACUGGGUACAUUUGUUAGACGCGAACGUCCAAGAACACACAACCCAGCAUGUUGUUAUGAGCUUUAUGACGAAAUGAGAGAGCGAUCCGAUAUGCCCGUGAUCGAAGGAGACGGCCUCAACGGAGCGCUGCCCAUCCACCAGGGAAUGACGGCGAUCAAACAUGCAGACCAAACGUUCUAUUGCACAGUAUGUGGCCAAGAGCUCAGGCCAUAUUCGAAAGCGCGAAACGCCUGCCGUUUAGUUGAUCGUGGAAAUCCUCUAGGAUCACGACGCUGUGGACCCUGCCAUACGGCAUUUUCAAAAGAUGGCAAGGAGCGCACUCCAGGACCAGAUGGAAAAUUUCGUAGCAGUGGCGGGAUGCGGAAGCAGCACCAGGCAUGGGUAGCUGAAGGCAAUGCUGAUGUUUGUGGAAACGCAGCAUGUGCAGCAUUGAGACAACCAGGGGCUAAUUUCAGCGGUUGGAUGGAGAAUGCGAGAUGUGGCGACUGCUACGCAUAUCUAUCAUAUUACAAGCAAAGUGAAAAUUCCAUUGCUGGUGUACAGGAGAGACAGCCAUCUGAGAAAGAGCUUCUUGCGCGAAAGCAUAUAUGGACCGUUGAGGAAGACGAACUUUUGAAAGCACAAUGCGAAUUGGGGAUGGGUUACGGAACUAUUGCCCGUGAUUAUUUUCCUGAUAUGCCUGCACAAACCUUGAGAAUUCGAAUGGGCAUUCUAAAAGCAUCCAGGAAAUUAUCACGACAGACAACCAAACCGAAAGCUCCACCAUGGAAUGACGAAGAAGUGAAGCUGUUGCAAGACGCCGUGGAAAAUAAAACCAAGCCGAAAAGUAUCGAACAUCUUCUACCUCAGCGAUCAAUAAGCGCAAUCCAUGUCAAGAUGGGGGAGCUCAGGAAAAAGGCUCAGAAGGAAACCGAAUUUGAUUCUCUGGGGGUAUAG
Messenger RNA from Trichoderma breve, 1644 nucleotides. RefSeq lists its product as uncharacterized. The transcript has a single exon. The record is from RefSeq and is a predicted model, not a curated record. The coding region runs from base 1 to 1644 and encodes 547 amino acids. NCBI's taxonomy places the organism in Eukaryota, Fungi, Ascomycota, Sordariomycetes, Hypocreales, Hypocreaceae.